AUGUGGUCGCAUUUAGAACGUGGCAGUUCCCCAGUAGAUUGGUGUGAAUCUAACUAUUCUAUUACACCUAUGAUAGCAGAGUUUGUUAAUACUGUAAGCAAUGUUCUCUUCUUCUUACUUCCCCCAGUGUUAAUACACCUGUUUCAAAGCUAUGCAAAGUUCUUUAAUCCUGCAAUUAAUGUCUUGUGGUUGUUGUUGAUGGUGGUUGGGUUAAGUUCUGCCUAUUUUCAUGCUACCUUAAGUUUAGUUGGACAACUUCUGGAUGAGUUAGCAAUACUUUGGGUGUUCAUGGCUGCAUUUGCAACAUUUUUUCCAAAAAGAUAUUUUCCAAGUUUCUUAGGUGGUAAUAGGAGAUUGCUAGCAUUAUAUGCUAGCGUAUUCUCAGUGUUAUCGACGGGAUUUCUCGUGAUGCAUCCGAAAGCCAAUGCUUUCGCUCUGAUGACUCUUGCAGUCCCAGCACUUGUAUUUCUUUGCAAAGAAUUGAAAAGAGUAAAAUGUCCGCGCGUUUACCGUCUUGGUCUGCGAUGCGUUGCUGUGAGUCUUCUGGCAAUGUUUUGCUGGAUCAUCGACCGAAUGUUCUGUGACGCCUGGCUUUAUAUAAACUUUCCAUACCUGCAUGGAGCCUGGCACAUUCUUAUCUUCAUCGCAAGUUAUACAGCCUUAGUUCUUUACGCCUAUUUUAAUGUUUCUGAAGAGAGGCCGGAGCAGAAGCCGCAAUUAAAAUACUGGCCGAAAAACGAUUUUGAAUUAGGAAUACCAUAUAUAACAAUAAAACAUCCAUACAAAAAGGAUAAUUUAGCUAUUUAA
This is a messenger RNA of Pieris macdunnoughi, 807 nucleotides long. The record is from the annotation of a GenBank genome assembly. NCBI's taxonomy places the organism in Eukaryota, Metazoa, Arthropoda, Insecta, Lepidoptera, Pieridae.